UGAACUGUCUAUAGUUUACAUACAAGUCAUUGCUCAUUUCAAAUUUAGAUCGUUUUGAAUUCGUUUAUGUUUAAAAUAAAAUAAGCCAUAGAGUAUCGCAUAUACCGGUCUGUCCCUUAUUCAUCUAAGAAAAAAACUCCCUAAUAACUAAGGCAAUCUUUAAAUUGUUUUAAAAAAUGCCGCCCCACGGUUCUGGAAAAUGUUGCGGCGACUCCAGUCACCAGCAUGAAGAGCCUGAGAAAGGGAUUCAGUAUAGUUUAUAUACCAAAAUAAAUAUGAGCGAUUUGGAAUGUUUAAAUGAGUCAGUGGAAGGAUCCGGAAAGACUGUUUUUAAACCUUGGGAAGAAAGGUUGGAGCGGACUAGGUUUGUUGAGUCAGAUGUAGAUGAAGAACUCCUGUUCAACAUUCCAUUCACAGGCAACAUUAAGCUGAAGGGAAUAAUUGUGAUUGGAGAAAACACAGAUUCAUAUCCUUCAAAAAUGAGACUAUUUAAAAACAGACCAUUUAUGACUUUUGAUGACACAUCAGCUGCACCAGACCAAGAGUUUGAGUUACAAAAAGACACAGAGGGAGAAUUAGAAUAUGCCACCAAGGUAACUAUCUUCAGCAAUGUGAACCACUUGUCUAUUCAUUUUCCUGGAAACUUUGGAGAUGAACACACAAAAAUAAAUUAUAUUGGACUGAAGGGGGAAUUUUCAGAAGCCCAUAGGCAUGGAGUGACUAUUUGCAAUUAUGAGUUGAGACCUAAUGUUGCUGAUCAUGCUAAAACUAUGGAUAAUGUUAGUAGGGAAAUUUCUUAAGUUAUGAUAGCUUGCCCGAAAGUGUUUUACAAGAUAUUAAUAACAAUUUGCAUUAUUUUUUUGGUAAGAUCUUCAUUAACAUGUAGAUAAUAUGUUAACUUAUUCAUUCUAUUAACAAUUUAGUAUAUUUAAGCAGCAGGUUGAAAAUACAGGUACAGAGCAUUUAAGAACUACUAAAUGUGACCUUUUUAAGGCUGCCAAUCAAGGUUGCAGGAAAUCAUGUUUGUUUUUGAAUAAAAAUGUUUCUUUUUAUUGAA
Messenger RNA from Anthonomus grandis grandis, 1057 nucleotides. RefSeq names its product PITH domain-containing protein GA19395. The transcript has 4 exons. The coding region runs from base 177 to 800 and encodes 207 amino acids. Gene Ontology annotation, cellular component: nucleus. NCBI's taxonomy places the organism in Eukaryota, Metazoa, Arthropoda, Insecta, Coleoptera, Curculionidae. The record is from RefSeq and is a predicted model, not a curated record.